AUGGCCAUUUUUAAUGAACCAUUCGCAUUAGCUAACAAAGAAGUUGCAGGGUACAAGAUUUAUGGCUUUCCGUACUCCACCAACACUUGGCGCGUCUUGGCCGUUCUACAUGAGAAAGGUCUUUCUUACUAUCCCAUCACCGUCAACUUGAGAACCGGUGAACAGAAGACGCCAAGUUUUCUCUCUAUUAAUCCGUUUGGUCAAGUCCCAGUUUUACUAGACGGGCAUCUUAAGUUGACUGAAUCCCGAGCCAUAUCACUAUACAUCGAGAAAGUUCAUAGUUCAAGAGGCACAAAACUCCUGAAUCACAAAGACUACAAGAAAAUGGGAACAGAAACAAUGUGGAUGUAUAUCGAAUCUUUUAAGUUCGAUCCACCCGCAACGAUACUCACUUUGGAGCUAGCCAUCAAGCCUAUGACAGGUCUAAAGACGGACUACAAAGUUGUAAAUGAAACCGAGCCACAGCUAGAGAAGGUUCUAGAUAUCUACGAAGAACAGCUGAAAAAAUCGAGAUUCUUGGCUGGUAACAGAUUCACAUUAGCUGAUCUUUUCCACCUUCCUAAUAUAGAAUACCUUAUGAACACAACUACAAAGAGACUGUUCGAAAAACGGCCUAACGUACACAGGUGGGUGACUAAGAUUAUGGCUAGACCGGCUUGGAAGAAAGCUUGUGACCCCAACGCUUGGUACGAUAAGUAG
This is a messenger RNA of Eruca vesicaria subsp. sativa (arugula), 699 nucleotides long. The record is from the annotation of a GenBank genome assembly. NCBI's taxonomy places the organism in Eukaryota, Viridiplantae, Streptophyta, Magnoliopsida, Brassicales, Brassicaceae.